Messenger RNA from Gadus morhua (Atlantic cod), 3758 nucleotides. RefSeq names its product adhesion G protein-coupled receptor F3b (gene adgrf3b). Bases 70 to 3132 code for a protein of 1020 amino acids. The record is from RefSeq and is a predicted model, not a curated record. Gene Ontology annotation, cellular component: membrane. Gene Ontology annotation, molecular function: G protein-coupled receptor activity. Gene Ontology annotation, biological process: adenylate cyclase-activating G protein-coupled receptor signaling pathway; cell surface receptor signaling pathway. Lineage: Eukaryota; Metazoa; Chordata; Actinopteri; Gadiformes; Gadidae. The transcript has 18 exons.
AGCUCCAGAUCUGUGCAUGUCCAGACCUGCUGAGACCGCUCGCCCCACGACCAUCCAAACCCGGCCACCAUGUUGUGCAGAGUAUUGAUCAUUCUGGGAACUGUCUUGAUCUGCAACCAGGUCGUUUCAGGAGAUUUGUUUGUGGCUGAGCUGAUGGUGGAGAGUAACAUCACCCUGGCCACGUCCUCCAUCCUCUCCACCUUCAACAACUCCCAGCUGGACGUUGCCGCGCACCAGGUCAGCAUCCAGGAGAUCGAGGUGGUGUCAGACUGCCUGCUGCUGGGCGAAACGGUGCGGUGUGACUGCGGGCCGGGCUACAUCUGGACCAACGACGUGUGUUACAACACCACCUGCUGCAACGCCACCACCUGCACCAAGCCCAUCCUGGGAUACGAACCCAUGUGCAUCCCAAAGUUCCCAGUGCAGAUCGUCGGGACCGUGGAGCUGGUGAUGGGUCCGUGGGGCGACGCCGCCGAAGCCAUGCUCAUCGCCGGCCUGAAGAAGCUGAACGGCUUUGAGAGUCUGAACGUCACCACAUUACAGAGCGACGCCAUCGCUGACUUUGUGGCCAAUGUGAGCGCCGUGUUUUUGACGUCCAAGCUUCAGGAAGUCCUCGGGUCUCUGGAGUUGCACAUGUCUGCCUCCAUCGUCAUGGAGAGCAUCGGGCUGGUGGAGAUGACCGCCACGGGCUCCCUGGUCUGCUACGACUCCACCCCCAUGAUGACCUGCAGCUUCAACGAGAUCCUGGGCGUGAACAUGUGGAGCAUGAGCCGGGGGGAGGAGUUUGCCGAGCUGGGGAACGGCAGCGUGGCGCAGCUCACCACCUGUGAGAGCGCCAGCACGCCCGCCUGCAUCCGGCUCACGCUGAAUCGGGUGAACGGGAACUGGGCAGGCGUGUUUAAGUGUGAGUUCUCGGAGGGCUCGGUGAGGCACACGGCCCUGCUGGGGCUGGACGUCGCCCUGCUGCCCGACCCCAUCAAGAUGGUGAUGGACCCCCUGACGGUGGACUGCUCUGAGGGAGAGUCCUCCUCGGAGACCGUCAUGGUCACCACCACCAUCGCCCCCACCACGGAGGCCUACAAGGUCACAUGGUUUUACCGGGACGCGGAGCAGGCCACCCUGACGCCAACAGUGUCGGUAGAGGAACAGGUCUACACCUUCGACGUCCCUAUCAGCUGCAGCAAGAGCCUGGACCCUCACUACGUCAACAUCACCUUCGAGAACAAGAAGGACCAGAAGAAGACCCUCCGCCUGGACAUCGGGGUCAUCUACCCUGGCGCUGCGUUCUGCGCGGCGGAGUUCUCCGGCCUCAGUUUGUGGCCGCCCACCCCAGCGGGGUACUCGGUGUUCAACCGGACGUGUCCCGAGGGCCGGGAGGGCUACGUGUCUCGCACCUGUGACGGCAGUGCCUGGCAGGAGCCCUUCUACCAGUGCAUCUCCACUGAUGUGCUGAGGGCCCUGGACGUGGCUGAUAGCUUCAAACAAGGCUUUGGCGCGACGCAGAGCGCGGCCGAGGGCAUCUUCGGGAAUCUGAACAACGGAUCCAUCAUGAACACGGGCUCCAAGGAGGACCUGGCCGACCUGGGCGCGGGCAUCAGCAUCCUGAGCACCAUGGCCGAGGCCUCGGGCAACGUGGUGCUCCACGACCAGCUGUUUCCUGACCUGAUCAAUGCGGCCAGUAACAUGCUGAACCAAUCAUGGGAGGCCGUCAACAUUACCGUCCAGAACACCAUGUCCACACAAUACCUGGAGUCGGUGGAGGGCCUCGUGGAGAACAUCCAGGCCAACCUCAGCAAGGGCGAGGACUCGGACAACGUCAAGCUGGUCAUCUGCCAGGUGGAGGAGGAGGACUGCAGCCAGACUGUGUUCGGUGUGGACGUGGCCGUGAACAACAGCGAGGGCAUCAUCAAGACCAUGGCCGUGAAGAACCUGGCCUACAAGCUGCCCCGAAUUAACAAGAACAGCAAGACGGCAAGCCUGGUGGUGUCGGCCACUCUGCAGAACAGCAGCAGAGAGACCAUCGACAUCAAGCUCAACUUCCCCAGGGAGUACCCGGAUUUCAACGAAGUCGAAUGCGUGUUCUGGAACAUCUCGUCCCACCAGUGGUCCGGCGAGGGGUGCCAGCUGGUGACCAGCGAGGACGGGAAUGAAACCGUCUGCGAGUGUAGCCAUCUGACGCCCUUCUCCGCCCUGAUGUCCAAAACCACCCUGAUCCUGCCUUUCCUGGACGAGCUCACCUACCUGGGUCUGGGCGUGUCCAUCUGCGCCCUGCUGCUCUUCCUCAUCAUCGAGGCGCUGGUGUGGUCGGCCGUCGUCAAGAGCAACCUCUCGCACUUCCGCCACACUUCUCUGGUCAACAUCGCCGUCAGCCUCCUGCUGGCCGACCUCUGCUUCCUGGCCUCCUCCUUCCCCGACAAGAUCAGCGAGAACGUGUGCCUGGUGUUCACCAUCUGCCAGCACUUGUUCUUCCUCACCAUGUUCUGCUGGAUGCUGUGUCUCAGCGUCAUGCUGGUCCACCAGCUCAUCUUCGUCUUCAACCCGCUGAGGAAGAGGGUGUUCAUGUUCCUGUCCAGCAUCGUGGGCUACAUCGUGCCCAUGCUCAUCGUGGGCAGCACCUACGUCUACUACAAGUACACGGGCAGCGACUACCGGAAGAAGGGGACCUGUUGGCUGACCUAUGAGGGGCUUCUGAGGGGCUCUAUCCACGCCUUCCUGCUGCCCGUGGGCGUUGUGGUCCUCACCAACCUCUUCUCCAUGUGCGUGGUCAUCCUCACGCUCACCAAGACCGCCGUCCCCGAUGACAACAAGUCCGACGCAGAAACUGCCAAGAGCAUCCUGAAGGUCAUGCUGUUCCUCACGCCGGCCUUCGGCCUCACCUGGAUCCUGGGCUUUGUCAUGCUGUUCCUGGGAGACUCCAGCGACGAGGCUUCCAUCGACGGCAGCACGCAGUCCGGCCUCAUGAUCUUCAUCACCUACGCCUUCACCAUCCUCAAUUCCUUCCAGGGUCUGUUUCUGUUCAUCACGGGGGUUCUGGCGGAACAAAGGGUACGGGACGAGGUUCUGAAGCUCAUACUGGCCAAGACGUCAUCAGGCGAGAAGAGUAACAACACCACCAACACCUCAAAGAACUGAGGCGGGAGUGGAGGGAGAUGCAGGAGGUGAUGAGGGGGCAGUUGGUAUUCCAGAGGAGGAGGAGGAAGAGGAGGAGGAGGAAAGCCAACGUCUUCUAGUUAAUUACGUAGUAGUUCACACAGUCAUCCUUAACCUAUUUAAGUGUAGUUAUAGUACAAGCUGUAACUGGACUUUAGACAUGUACAUAUCAGAGUCUUUGAAGAAGAAUGAGCAGCUCACUGUGUUUGAAUAGAGGAUGUAAAAAGGUUUUGUACAGAACACAUGAAGUACAAAUUAUGAGUGCAUUUACCUGGAAUCUAAAUGAUUUGAAUAACUAUUUGAAUGAGUGUGAUGUGAUGUAUGAUACCUAGUAUUGAGAUAUUUGCUAUUUAGAUCAAAUGUUUUGAAUACGCCGAUGUAAAGGAUAAAUAUCUACUUAGAAAUCGUCAGUCUAAAUGUAAUCGUUUUAAUAUUUUAAUCGUUUUAUUAUUGGAAUAGUUUUAAUAUUGGAAUAGUUUUAAUGUUGGAAUAUUACUUUGAUACUGGAGUAGUUUGUUAUAGUCUUUCACAACAACCUGAGCUGAUCUGUAAAACAACUGAAAACUAACAAGAUUCAAUUAAAGUAGAAAUUGUAUUUAUUCCCCUGA